AGUACUUACGGCCGACCACAUCACUCCAGCUGCCCUAAGAGACAACGAACAAGAGAGGGGAAAAAAAACAUUAGUUCAUAUUAUUAUUACUCAAUAUCAUAAUUAUUUUCAGUAUGAAGCGCUACGGUUAAUUGAUCGUAACGUUUCCUGAAUUCCAUCAGAAAACCUUUUAUCGCCGGAACUAUAGUUAAGUGCAACUCAAACGGAAUGAAAACAAUGUAACACAACACCCGCGUGUUGCCGCGUGUGACGCUCAGGUCUGUACAAGUUGCAGAAGAAAUUAGUUGCCAAGUGGGGGGGAAAAUGGCAGAAAAGUUAUUACUAACGACCAAGCGCAUACAAUGUUGGUAUUGUUUUGGCUACGGAAUAACCACCCGACUUCGUUCGUCAAAGUAACACGGAAUAAUGGUCUACAUGUCUGCUGGCUGCUCAUCUUCUCUGUGUGCCUGUGGCUUUGGCAGCACCGGCGACUGCAGCUCAUACAAAGCGGAAGAACUGCUCCAUUGCUGUCAACGCAAAGCCGGCGGCCUGACCCGUAGGGGCGAAGGGCUCCCACAGCUUUCGGUCUUGUCCUUAGACAUCCCGCUGUCAAUGACCACGGAAGCAAAGAGCAGAAAUACUUACAGGACGUCCAUAAUUUGACAGGUCACAGGCUUCAGGUUGUUGUGGAACUCUUUCUCCUCUUCUCGGUGCUUUUUCUCUCGCCCUGCCUUGACAUUCCCAUGAAGACGCCGGGUGUCCAGUUGCCACCAGUUAUUUCUGUGAUCAUCCCCUCCCUUCACACUGCUCCAACUGCUCCACACACAGCACAGGGACUCAAUCAGACCCCCCAAAAAUAGCCACGGGGGGUGGUAAAGGGAAGGUGGGCGGGUUGGUAUGAGAUGCCUGCGGACCCCGGUGGAGGGUCCAAAUGGAGUCAUGUGCCCAGUCUUGUCCUCCAUUAACACAGACAGCAGGCAGAGGAGUGGAGUGAAGAUCCUGUAACUUUCUCGCUGCAGUGCACGAUAAGUGACUUUUUCAGCUUCUUCACGUGUUCACUGACUGAAGGAAACUUUCAGGGCGUGUAAGGACAUCUCGAACUGAACUGAGCUGGUGAUUUUUGGACCAUGAAGCUGAGCGUGGCACUGUUUUUUGCCGGUCUGUUUGGGGCGUUGGCAGCCGUGUUCAUCCUCCUAUCUUUUGGAACUGAUUACUGGCUGCUUGCCUCAGAGAGCUGCACUCACAGCUCAGAGGGAACUGUUGGUCCUUCUGUAGUGCCUGUGGAGCGUGGUGAUGUGGUGAUACAGGAUCCUGAGGAUCAGAGCUUUGUUACUGUGUACCAUGAAGGGUUUUUCUGGAGGUGUUCGUUUAAAGGCAACAUGGAUGAUGAAGACCUGAUCUCAAAGCUGUGGUUCACCAACCAGCCUGACACCAAAGUCUGCAUGCAUGCCUACCUCUUCCCGUUCCCCAUCUCUCAUCCCAUCAACAACUCCACAGAGUACGAGUCAGCCAUAAUUUAUAGAGGCUUCUGGAGCGUCUUCAUGCUGAUCGGCGUUGUGUCUGUGGUAUUGGGGGGAUUCUUCAUCAUUUGCGCUGCUCCGUUUGCCAGCCAUAAUCUGUACAAAGCCGGAGGCGUACUCUUCCUGACGUCAGGUAUUUUCCUGCUGGUGGUGGUGGUCAUGUAUGUUCUGUGGAUUCAGGUGUUGGACGUGGUGGAGCACUACAUGGACUACCAUAAGUCCAUGUGUCCAGAUUAUCAGUUGUCCCUCAGCUACGGUCUGUCCUUCAUGUUUGCCCCCAUCGGCAUCUUCUUCUGCCUCCUGGCCGGACUCCUCUUCCUCCUCAUUGGUCGGACCAUUAAGAUCCACUAUAACUGAGUUGAGUUAGCAGCUGAUCAGAGGACAGUGGGGUCUGGAGGUGUCUAGAGAACUAGUACUUUUUUUUUUUUUAAAUAAACCAAUUUUUUGCUAUACUUGGUCGCUAAUAUUCAUAUUUCACACGCUUGGACAUUUUUCCAUGGGCACGUUGCAACUAGUUUGGAGUGGAUUCAUGACUCAGUGUAGCUAAUGUAAACGGAGAGUGGUGUGGUAUUUGGUGAUAGUAAAAAAAAAACAGUAGUAUGGAAUAUAAAUAUACGUCAAAACGUUUUUCUAAGUUCCAAAGAGAUCGUGCAAAGCUUUAAUAAUUUUAAAGUUUCCAAUAAGUUUAGUUAAAAUUUUCAUGUUUGUGCUUUUUUUUCUUUCCUGUGUGGUCAUUAAGUGUUUGAUGCUGUAUAUUGGUUGUUGCCUUUUUAUUUGCAUAUUUAUUAAAUCCACAUUUAUGAAGACCUCUAGGAAAUAAUUCAUUAAAAAAUUUUUUUUAAAUUGUACAGAGAUUAAAUUAAGAUCUUAAGAGACAAAAGUCAGUGUUUUUGGAUAAACACCAGAAAUGUUCAUGUAAAACAAAACAAACAGUUCUUUUAAUAUUUUUCUCUCUUGUCUCAAAGACAGUUUAACUGUGAAAUUUCCCUUGGUCUGUGAAGGCAUCAUUGGCUGUAUGGCUUUUGUUUGGUUAAUUAGGCCUUCCUUAAUCAGCCAAUCAGAUGCAGAGCAGGAUGGAUCACGCUAUGGUUGUACACACUGAUGUCACAUGUGUAGUGAGUAGUAGUUCCUCUUUGCACUUUUGUCUCCUUUUGUCUUCUUCUGAAUAGAAUCCGACUUGUUUUUCUAUUAAACCAGACUUAGAAUAGAGGCGGAGCUACUCUGACCAUUUCUUAAAAGAUGUCUGCGUGUACACUAACAGUCCUUAUACACUGGCAAUUAUCAAUACUUUUCAAUGAUAGAUUUUUUAAGUUAUUUGUAGAAAUCUUUUCCACUUUUAAUUUUACAUUAAUCCCCCGACCCCCCACUCCCACCUUGAGAGUCUGAUGCUUAAUAUUUUCUGUUUUUCUGCAAUUUCCAAGCAAAUAUUUUCUAGGUAGUCACAUUAAGUUUUAGCGUGCCUUGUAUUAUCACUGUAAAUAGCCUGAAACAUGCUGCUUUUUUUGUUUUUUUUUGUUUUUUGUGGUCAGGUUUUACUCUGUUUGACCAUUUUAUUGGUUUAAUGCGAAGCAUGAAUCACUUAUUUUUUUAAAUGUAGCGUGUCUGGAACUGUUUUACUCUCACAUUGUCACGUGUUGUCUUUUAGCUGUAGUGUGUUGUGAAAUUCAAGAACAUGGCAACAUUUGUCUAUGAUUUGUUGCCAAUAAAACAAUGCAACGAUAUUAAGGUUUGAUUUUUAAAAUAAAGAAUUAUUAAAGAUUUGAGAAGAAUCUUUUUUUCAAUGACCAAAAAUUUGUUUUGUGGUUUGCUUAUUUUUUUAUUUGUUUAUUUUUUUUUUUAGAUAACAUUGGACUUUACAUUAAUACAGUUGUUUUAGAGGAUGUUGAGACCCAUCAGGUGGGAAACAAAAUCUGUAUCUUUAAUCCCUUACGUUUGAGAGAGAUGAUACCAGCAGAUGGCGCCCCUGUCCCACCUGUUACAUUGCGUAUGAACGUCAACCCUGUGUGUUUGGAAUCUCAUUUUGCUUAUCUGCGUCCUUCCUUUAUGAAGUGUGUAUGUCUGCGUUUGUGUAUGUGUGUAUGUGUGUGUUGCUGGGUGUGUGUGGUGUCCGUGCAUUUAAUCACAACUUGAGAGGAGGAAUCUGUAGAUGAAAGAAUUCACACCUUGGCUGACAGACGCAGGGUAAUUUCACUCAUGAAUGGAGCAUUUGAUCAGGAUCUGAAUGGACUCCUGUGUCGACUCGGUGCGUAUCAACUCUGCACCUUUAUAAUAAACUUAUCAUACAUAAGGAAAUGCAUCUGAGAGAGAGAGCUGAGAGGAGACGCGACACAAUGUGAGACAUUGAUUACUCUCUGAGAUUGGAUGUGGCUCCGCAGGAGAAUCUGAUGAUGGAGAAUCACACUUUCUUACACUUCUGCUGCGGCAAAACUUCGGUUUUCAGCCAUACAGUGAGGAGCAGCUCCACUGAGGUGAACCACGCUGAGAGGCCACUGGGGUUAGGAGAUGGUAAUGCAGCGCAUGAUAAGAUCCAACAAAUGGUUCUGUUUCAGGACGGAAUAGUCCUUUUUCAGCUGAGUCCCCACCCCCCGUCCCCCCAAAGGAGAAAAGGAGAAAAUUCUUAUCUGGCGGACUUCCCGCUUUGAAUGAAAUCCCAAUAAGAUUAAAAAAAAAGUUUAAUCAUCUCUCCAUCCAUAUACAAAUGAGGGAGAAAGAGCAAGAAAGAGAGAGGGUGGCGGAGGGUUUAAUGCAGGUGAGGUGGCAGCUUCCUCCAGGAGCAGCCGGAGUCUUCAGUCAUGUCAUCAGAGUGGGAGUCCCAGCUGAAUUCAGCACUGUUCUGCAUGAGCGCCCAUGAUAAUUGUGUGUUGAUAGGGAGACGGCGGAGAUGGAGUAUAAUUUCCACCGAGAGAUUCCUAAACAAAUACCUGUGCUCAGCAGAGGAGGAGACUUACAG
Molecule: messenger RNA, 4449 nt
Organism: Cynoglossus semilaevis (tongue sole)
Lineage: Eukaryota; Metazoa; Chordata; Actinopteri; Pleuronectiformes; Cynoglossidae
Gene: tmem182a
Product: transmembrane protein 182a
Exons: 7
Coding region: 1107-1856 (249 amino acids)
Cellular component (GO): membrane
Source: RefSeq, a predicted model, not a curated record